Vombatus ursinus (common wombat) is the source of this 873-nucleotide messenger RNA. It is a transcript of the gene CCDC192, whose product is annotated as coiled-coil domain containing 192. The transcript has 8 exons. The coding region runs from base 1 to 873 and encodes 290 amino acids. The record is from RefSeq and is a predicted model, not a curated record. NCBI's taxonomy places the organism in Eukaryota, Metazoa, Chordata, Mammalia, Diprotodontia, Vombatidae.
AUGUGUAACACCUGUGGACCUCCCACCUCCAUGAAAGCUGUUCAGGGUGUUGGAUCUUCAGGCCCUUCUCUGGCAGCUCAAGACAGAGUAUUACAGACCUCAGAGACCUUGGUCCUCAUUUAUCUGAGCCUAGGCACCAUGAGAAGUGUCGGUCACUGCUGCUGCAAUUCCCUGGGACUUCAAAGGACAGAAGCCCUAGAAUCAGGACAGAUGGCCUGUGCUUUGACACACAUGGAAGACUUGGAAAUGUGCCUAAAAGAAGCAGAAGAAAAGGCUAAGACAUUAACAGAGCGGCUUGCAGUGUCUGAAGGAACCAAGUCAAAGCUACUUGAGCAAGUGUCCUGGCUAGAGGAACAGCUAGAGGCAGCUGACAAUAGGGAGGCAAGGGGGGAACCAUACGAAGAAAUCAUGCAUGCCAAAAACCAGUGCAUAGAGAAAUUACAAGCUGAAGUCAAAGCUUCACAGGAACAACUUGCUGCUCAUAAACUUAAGCACAAAAGGAAAAUGAAAAAGCUACAGACUGAUCUGGCAACAGCUAAGCAGGAGGCUGCCAUCACAGUGCUGGAACUCGGUGAGAAGCUAAAGAGUUUAUAUGAAGGAAAGCCAACCCCUAGAGAUGGAUGGCAGGCUUGGAAGAUGAGCGAGGCAGAAGAAAACUCUCUGGAAGAGUCCUGCAGAAGCCUUCCACCUGUGGAAGAAGGAGAUAGAAGAAUUAGUCUGAUUAUGGAGUUGUCUACACAAGUUUCACUACAGACAGAGAAGAUCAAUCAGCUAGAAGAAGUUUUGGAGGAAAGGGAAAAGAAGAUACAGCAGUUGGAAGCAGAGCGAGAGUCUCCAAUGUCAAAACUGAAAGCCUUCCAGAAUAUUUACUAG